GUCAAUGCCACAGUGCCCCUGCUGGGUCGCUCGGGGUUGCUCGGAGAGCUGAGGAACAACUUCUUUGCAGACGUGGCUUGUGGAAGAGGCAAAAAAGCUGACAGCACCUUCUGUAUCACAUCCUCGGGCCUGCUCUGUGAAUUCAAUGAAAAAAGGCUGCUAGACAAGUGGGUGGAGCUGAGGACCACCGUGGCAAACUGCAUCUCCGUGAACCACGACUACAUCUUCUGCGGCUGCGCCGACGGCACCGUGCGGCUCUUCAACCCCCUGAACCUCCACUUUGUCACCACGCUGCCCAAGCCCCACUUCCUGGGCACCGACAUCGCCAGUGUCACCGAGGCCAGUCGUCUGUUCUCUGGUAUGGCUGAUGCAAAGUAUCCAGACACCAUUGCCUUGACCUUCGACCCCACCAACCAGUGGCUCUCCUGUGUGUACAACGACCACAGCCUCUACGUGUGGGACGUCAAGGACCCAAAGAAAGUGGGCAAGGUGUACUCUGCUUUGUACCACUCCUCCUGCGUCUGGAACAUUGAGAUGUAUCCAGAGGUGAAGGACAACAAUCAGUCCUGCCUGCCCCCUGGCUCCUUCAUCACCUGCUCCUCUGACAACACCAUCCGUCUGUGGAACACGGAGAGCUCCAACAUCCACGGCACAGCCCUGCACCGCAACAUCCUCAGCAACGACUUGAUGAAAAUCAUCUAUGUGGAUGACAACACUCAGGUCCUGCUGGACACGGAUUACAACUCAGCAGGAGGCACAGACAAGGCUGAUGCCCAGGUGAUGGACACGAAGGUGGGGAUACGCACGGUCUGCGUGAGCCCUGGUGGGGAGCACCUGGCCUCGGGGGACAGGAUAGGCACCCUCAGGAUAUAUGAGUUGCAGUCUCUGAGGGAGAUGCUGAAGGUGGAAGCUCAUGACUCUGAGAUCCUAUGUCUGGAGUACUCCAAACCUGACACAGGCUUAAAGCUCUUAGCCUCAGCCAGUCGGGAUAGAUUGAUUCAUGUCUUGGAUGCUGGAAAGGACUACACCCUGCAGCAGACCUUGGAUGAACAUUCUUCUUCCAUCACUGCUGUGAAAUUUGCAGCCAACGAUGGGAAGGUGAGAAUGAUCAGCUGUGGGGCAGACAAGAGCAUCUACUUCCGCACGGCGCAGAAGACAGGAGAAGGGGUUCAGUUUACCCGAACUCAUCACAUUGUUAGGAAGACCACUCUGUAUGACAUGGAUGUGGACCCCAGCUGGAAAUAUGCAGCUAUCGGAUGCCAGGAUCGGAACAUCAGGGUUUUCAACAUAAGCAGUGGGAAGCAGAAGAAGCUUUAUAAGGGAUCCCAAGGUGAAGAUGGCACCCUCAUCAAAGUGCAAACAGAUCCCUCUGGUCUUUAUAUUGCAACCAGCUGUUCUGACAAGAACCUCUCCAUCUUUGAUUUUUACUCUGGCGAGUGUGUGGCCACUAUGUAUGGGCAUUCAGAGAUUGUAACUGGGAUGAAAUUCAGUAAUGACUGCAAACAUCUGAUCUCUGUUUCUGGUGACAGCUGCAUCUUCAUCUGGCGCCUGAGCUCCGAGAUGACCAUCAACAUGCGGCAGCGACUGGCUGACAUGAAGCAGAGGGGGAAGCAGGCAGAAAAGUCUCCUCCACACAAGACAGCUGGACUCAUGAGGCACGAGUCCAUCUCUGCCUUGUCCUCGGUGCCUGCACUCUCAUCAGACAGUGACAAGGAUGGUGAAGAUGAAGGGAAUGAUGAAGAUGAGUUACGUGGGCUGCAGUCUUUCCACAUCCAGUCCAGCUGCAACACUGAAGGAGACUCAGAUCCAGACCUUACCCUCUCAAGAAGCCUUUCCCAUUGGGAAAUGAGGAGGGCCAAGGAGCUGGCAGCAAUCCAGCGCUCAGAGGCGCCCCUGGGGAAGGUGCCCCGGCAGCGCGGGCGCUGGUCCCAGCCAGCCACCAACAUAGAGAUGACCGUGAAGUCCAUGCUCGACCUGCGCCAGCUGGAGUCCUUCUCUGCCUCCCGCUCCCCCAGCAGGGACUCCCUCUCACAGAACAGCAACGGGGAGGACAGAGAGGAGCAGGCAGAGCUUCCCCUGCACCUCGGCAAAGUUGGCAGCUCAACACCUCCCCAGGAUAACCGGUCUUGUGUGCGACCCCAAGUGAUCCAGCUUGUGCCUUGUGAAGAGGGGAUUUUCUCUCAGGAACUGGAACCUUCUGAGAGUGAGGAGUGUGUAAUCUACCCUGAGCAAAAUGAAACCCAACCCACAGACCCCAGCAGUGAGUUCCAGGUAAAAGCACUGCCCCACGGGAAGCUGAGCAGAGGUUAUCACAGUAAUGGGUGCCCAGACAAGCACAGCCCUGACAGUGCCUGCUCUGUGGAUUACAGCAGCAGUCGCCUGUCCAGCCCAGACCAUCCGAAUGAAGAUUCUGAAAGCACUGAGCCCCUCAGUGUGGACGGCAUCUCAGACCUGGAGGGAGAGGAAGGAGAGGAGGAUGUGGGUACUAGCGUGACGGAGGGUGAAAUCCCCCAGCCACCUGAUCAGGAAAAGUUCCUCAAGCAGCAUUUUGGGAGCCUGGGCAGCACUGAUGGAAAAGGUGGCUCGUGUAGGAAUCUGGAAAGAACUGAAAACCUCAGCAUUUCUUCUCGCUUUCUUUCCCAGUCCCCAGCUCUCAGACGACUGUCACUCUCUUCAUCAAACCUGAUCCUGGAUUCGAAGCCCGUGGAGCCGCCGGCCCAGCCCA
Molecule: messenger RNA, 2725 nt
Organism: Merops nubicus (carmine bee-eater)
Lineage: Eukaryota; Metazoa; Chordata; Aves; Coraciiformes; Meropidae
Gene: MAPKBP1
Product: mitogen-activated protein kinase binding protein 1
Exons: 21
Molecular function (GO): protein binding
Source: RefSeq, a predicted model, not a curated record